AUGCCUCCCAGAGUCCGCCUGCGCACCCUCGCACAGCUCGCGGAGCUUCAACUCGAACCACCUGCUUACAGAUACACAUGCGGCCGUUGCUCGCAACGACUAUACACGACGACAUCAGCAGCAGCGGCAUCGUUAGCGACGACACCGGCCCCUUCAGAUGCACAAAUGCGGGCAUCGAUACCAACCCUCUCGCGCUACCCACCGGUCCAACCACCGUCGCACCGCAACCCGGCAUACCGGAAGUCCCAACUACUGCGGUCCUACGUGUCGCUGCUCCAAACGACACCCCUGAUCAUUUUCUUCCAGCACAACAACCUCAAGGCCACCGAGUGGGUGAGCAUACGGCGCGAGCUGGCGUCGGCGCUGCGAAAAGUCGACGCGCAGCUCGCGGCACAGGGAAAGCCGACGGAAGAGUUAAUUGGGGAAUACGUCAAGUUGCAGGUCAUCAAGACCAACAUGUUCGAGCCCGCACUGCGGAUCGUCGAGUUCUUCAAACCCUCACCACAGCCGCCGGAACCGAUUGGGGGAUUGGCGGGAAUUCCCUCAGAGAGGGAUGAUCCCUCGCUCACGCACGUGCUGUCCGUGGCAGCGUACGAGGCCGCGCAGCAGCACAAGCACGAGCACCCUCUAACGCCCGUCCUGGCCGGGUCCGUGGCCAUCUUGACCUUCCCCACCGUCUCCCCUCUCUAUCUAAAGACCGCCUUCUCGAUCUUGUCCCCGCAGGCGCCCCUCUUCCCGGCCCCGACAAGAAGGGCAGUGCCCCAGUACUACGAGCAGUCCGUGCAGGACGGGCUGAAGAAGCUCAUGCUGCUCGGAGCUAGGGUCGACGGACAGCUCUUCGACAUGGACGGCGCGAGAUGGGUGGGCAGCAUCGAAGGUGGCAUUGACGGCCUGCGCGCACAGCUGGUGGCCAUGCUGCAAGGGUUCGGGGCCGCCAUGGUGCAGACUUUGGAGAGUGGUUCGAGAAGUCUCUGGUUCACCAUGGAGGGGAGGAGGAGGAUGUUGGAGGAAGGGGAGGAGAAGCCAAAGGACGAAGAGAAGAAGGAAUAG
Messenger RNA from Fonsecaea multimorphosa CBS 102226, 1050 nucleotides. RefSeq lists its product as uncharacterized. NCBI's taxonomy places the organism in Eukaryota, Fungi, Ascomycota, Eurotiomycetes, Chaetothyriales, Herpotrichiellaceae. Gene Ontology annotation, molecular function: structural constituent of ribosome. Gene Ontology annotation, cellular component: mitochondrial large ribosomal subunit. The record is from RefSeq and is a predicted model, not a curated record. The coding region runs from base 1 to 1050 and encodes 349 amino acids. The transcript has a single exon. Gene Ontology annotation, biological process: translation.